CAUGCGCAAAGUUAGCGUUAGCCGUUGUUGGUUAUGAAAUAUAUAUCUCGGCUCGAUUGAUAAUUUCUUCCUUUUUUUUUUUAUCACGUUAUAAGUUAUCAAGAAUUAAACGUAAUAUCAAUUGAUCGAAGAAGAUGAACUUUUUAUCGAAUUUAAACAAUCAGAUGUCUCUUUUACAACAACCUUCGUUGCGUCGUUAUAUACAUGUAUGUACAGUCCUUAAUAAAGUGCAAUCUGGUCGUUAUAAACCAACGCUAAAGAAAACUUUACGUUUAACAUACGAGAUGGCUAAUCGGCCUCAUUAUAUUGCUCACAGAAAAUCAUGGAAUUCUUGGAAUACAUCAAAUAUAGUGGAUGGCAACAGACCGGCGGAAACAGCAUUGGAAGAUAUAUUUAUUAGACGUUUCAUGACAGGAACAUGGCACAAUUUAUUUAUAUCUGAAAUAAUAAUUAAAAGACAACAUAAUUUGAUCAGAAUUGGUGGUAUUAUUCAACGUUCUAUACAUCCUAGUAAGAUAUACUUUUUGACCGGUUACACUGAAGAAUUUUUGAGCCGUUGGUUACAAUCCCCUGUGAAAAUAGAAAUAGUAACGGCACUUAAAGAUUCAACUACAUUUAAAUAUAUUUAAGAAUUAAAUAAAGCUGCGAUCAAACUACAUAAGGAUUGUAAAAAAAUUUGGAAUAAAAAAGUAUAUAAUAAAAA
Messenger RNA from Vespa crabro (European hornet), 703 nucleotides. It is a transcript of the gene mRpS24, whose product is annotated as 28S ribosomal protein S24, mitochondrial. Gene Ontology annotation, cellular component: mitochondrion. Bases 135 to 629 code for a protein of 164 amino acids. Gene Ontology annotation, biological process: translation. The transcript has 3 exons. Lineage: Eukaryota; Metazoa; Arthropoda; Insecta; Hymenoptera; Vespidae. The record is from RefSeq and is a predicted model, not a curated record.